Molecule: messenger RNA, 3185 nt
Organism: Nymphalis io (European peacock)
Lineage: Eukaryota; Metazoa; Arthropoda; Insecta; Lepidoptera; Nymphalidae
Product: CLIP domain-containing serine protease HP8-like
Exons: 7
Coding region: 554-1771 (405 amino acids)
Biological process (GO): proteolysis
Molecular function (GO): serine-type endopeptidase activity
Source: RefSeq, a predicted model, not a curated record
GGCAUAUCCCCCGAUAUGCGUGACUCACGAUCAGUGUUUUGUUACGUCUUCGGAAAUAAUGAUUUAGUUGUUUAGUUCGCUUUGCGGGUGGUCUUUGAUACGUAAUUUUUUCACUUCAUACGUCAUGAUAUUAGCGAAUGAAUGGAAUGUGACGUCAUGGUUUUGGCAAAUGGGGGAUUUAUUUUAUUUCUUUACGUUUUUGAGGUUCAAAACUUAUUUGUCAGCGAUGAUGAAAUUUAUUAAGAGUUGUAUAUAAGUCGUUAACCUUGCUCGGGCUAUGGAUUGAUAUGCCUUGCGCGGACAUACCUCCUGUGGCCCUGUGUUUGAGAAGAAAAGUGCAUCAAGUCUAUUUAGCGCAACGUCUCGUCCCACACUGAUUUAUUAAGUGACUGCGACAAAUACGAUACGACAGGAGGAUUGCGGCUGUUUCACGAUUUGCGGGCAUUACAUAUGUAAUAAAUUUGUUAAAAAAUAUUAUAAGAAUAAUAUAAAUAUUUGCAAAUUUAUUUGGGUUCACGAAGGGUCCCUCGCAGCAAUACAACACGUAUUAUUUAUGUAUUGUGGAGAAAGUUGCUUUGCUGGCAAUCAAGCGGGAAGCUGUAAGCGCUUAUCUGACUGUCCCAGUUUAAUUAAAGAAAUCAAAAGAGCGGGAAAUCCUAUGCCAAAUUAUAUUAGGAAGAAACUACAAAAUCUUGGAUGCGGUUUCGAUUACGAUGACCCACUAAUUUGCUGUAGUUCAUGUUCAAAUAACGACGACAGCGAACAAGGAGAUCAACCAAAUAAUAAUCGCAAUCCUUGGUCUACUUCUAAACCUAUUGAUCAAUCAGGAGAAGAAUUCAUAAAACCCUCAUACAAUUUUGGAGGCGAAGAUGAUGAUAAUAAAAGGGGCAGUGACAGCAAUGAAUCAAAUAAACCCAUACCAGAUAUACAAUAUCACCGCAAUAUUGACCUUUUGCCAAAUAACUGUGGACCGAUCGAGGGUGAAAGAGUCUUUGGAGGCAAUAGGACUAGACUAUUCGAAAUGCCGUGGAUGGUUCUCUUAUCAUACGAUUCAGCUCGCGGUACUCGAUUGAGUUGUGGCGGUACACUCAUCACUCAGUGGUAUGUGUUAACUGCAGCGCAUUGUGUCUCAUUCUUGGGUUCAAGACUUGAGUUACGACAGGUUAUUCUAGGAGAGUACGAUACCAGGAAAGACCCUGACUGUGAAAGGAAUGAAGGACAACAGUUUUGUGCACCAAACGUACGAAAUGUAGGAAUAAAUAACGUGAUUGCUCACCCAGGAUAUACUCCGAAGACAUUGAGAGAUGAUAUUGCUCUGAUACGUCUCGCAGAACCGGCUGAUUUUUCAUUAGAUAGUAUGAAACCAAUCUGCCUACCAAAAACUCCGGAACUUCUAUCGGAGAAACUUGAAGGGUUGCAAGGAGUGGUGGCCGGUUGGGGCGCCACAGAAAACGGACUGCAGUCGCCGGUACUACUUAGUGUCGAUCUGCCUAUAAUUACUAACACAGAAUGUCAAAAUAUUUAUAAUGGAUCACCCCAGAUAUAUGAAACACAAUUAUGUGCGGGAGGAGUGCCGGAUAAGGAUUCCUGUGGUGGUGAUUCCGGAGGUCCCCUCAUAUACCCUGGCAGGAAUGGGGGUGUAGGAGUCCGAUACAUUCAGCGAGGGAUCGUGUCGUACGGAUCUAAGCGGUGUGGAAUUGGUGGUUACCCUGGGGUUUAUACAAGAGUCGUGAAUUAUAUGAACUGGAUAUUAGAUAAUAUAAGCGAUUAGUAUUCUUACUUAAUAAUUAACUGUGUAACGAACAAAUCUGCAAUAUAAAAAAUUUAGAUUUUAGAUAUUAAUUUUAACUAUUGUUACUACAGGUGCGGCUAUGUUAUUACUUUAAUCUUUAACUUAUAUUUAAAUUUUAAAUAAAAUGAUGCAUCUAUAUAAUAAUUUGCUCAAAUAGUAUAUUUCAAAUUAAAGUAAUUUGUAACAUCUCAAUUUUAAUAAAGUAAGAACGUAGUAGUCGUUCAUUAGAAUACCUACACACAUAUUUUAAUUCACCUAAAAUAUAUAAGUGACAAUUUAUACUCAGUAGUGACAAAUCAAUUAGAUUCAAUAAAUUGUAAUGAUUUAUUAUAGACACAACAACGAACAAAUAAUAUAAUAGCCUGACAACGUUAUAAAUAAAUCAUGGAAUGCUCAAUUUAUGUUGCGACAGUAAACUGCAAAAAACAUACUUAUUUCGAGCAGUUGUCAAUUGUUACAAUUAACAUGUGAAUUUGAAAAUAGUAUAACAGUAACAGCCUGUUAAUGUCCCACUGCUGGGCUAAGGCCUCCUCUCCCUUUUGAGGAGAAGGUUUGGAGCUUAUUCCACCACGCUGCUCCAAUGCGGGUUGGUAGAAUACACAUGUGGCAGAAUUUCAAUGAAAAUAGACACAUGCAGGUUUCCUCACGAUGUUUUUCCUUCACCGUUAAGCACGAGAUGAAUUAUAAACACAAAUUAAGCACAUGAAAAUUCAGUGGUGCUUGCCCGGGUUUGAACCCACGAUCAUCGGUUAAGAUUCACGCGUUUUUACCACUAGGCCAAAAUAGUAUACUUAUAAUAUAUAAUAUUAUACUUAUAAUAAUAUACUAUAAUACUAUUAUGCUUAAAUUUCGUGAAGUUAUAAAGUAGUACUUUUUACGUCGAUCGGCGUGCUCCGCAUUAUAUGGGUGACGUAAGCUACUUACUCGCACGAUGGACAUUUUUUUAAAAAUUGUAAAAGGUGCGGUCGAAGAGGUGUAUGAAUUGAAUUUUGAGCAAGACUAAUUUAUUUACUAGUAUGCUGCUUAGAAUAAAAUAGUAAUUAUUUUCAACAAAUACAAACCUCCAAGUAGUAGUAUUUACUUCCAAUAAAAAUUAAUUAGUGACUGUUAUUAUAGAAAAUAUUGAAAAACAAUAUUUUAAAUUCUAAUAUUUAAACAAAAUCUUAUUCUGCUAUUAUUUAUCUAGUUUUUAAUGCAAUGCCAUAUAAAACUUAAUGAUUGUAGGUUGCAAGUAGCAAACAAGCAAUAUUGUUAUUUUAUUAGUAUGGGUGUUUCAAACAUGGUAAUAAUUCUAUUAUAAAUCUUUCCACUAAUUUGACUUCACUUAUAAAGAACUUGUUUAUUGAUUAAAUUUAUUUUUUUAAUACAAUUGUAUUUUAAAACGAAUAUGAUA